AUGUCGCUCUUAAUGUCACGUGGGAACUGAUUUGGUUCAAGGGAACUUUCUUCAACGGAUCUUGAUCUAUUAAAUAACUUCCUCCCUUUUUCCUAGCCCCGCUGGAAUAUCAACGAUGCGGAUUCUUGCUCUAUUUCUGUUUUGUUUUCAGCAAGCUUGGUGUCUGAACAACUGUCCCCAGUUUUGGGUUCCAAUCAGCGGCUCCUGUUUUGCACUUUUACACGACAAGGUGGCGUGGGCAUCUGCUGACGAAUUCUGUAAAGACUUGGGCGGCUAUCUGGCUGAAAUUACCUCCGUUGAUGAGAACAAGGGAAUCAUUAAUUAUUUGGAAGCCAAAAACCCCACCGUGAAGAGUGUGUGGCUGGGCGGCACGGACAUACUGCAUGACGGCACGUGGUUUUGGAUGCAUAGUAAAGACCCAAUCACGUUCAGCGCGUGGGUUUCCGGACAGCCGGACAACUUCCAUGGAGAAAACUGUAUUCAUCUCAACCGGUAUGGCUCCGGCACGUGGGGAUGGAAUGAUUAUGACUGUAAGACCAAACUGUACGGCCUGUGUGAAACUGACCUACAGGGUCCUGAGUUUGGUUGAAGCUGCAACGUGGAUUAAAAGAGCAACAGUUUGGUGAUCUUGUCAUGACAAAUAAAAUUUAAUAUCGAACCUUA
Molecule: messenger RNA, 663 nt
Organism: Gigantopelta aegis
Lineage: Eukaryota; Metazoa; Mollusca; Gastropoda; Neomphalida; Peltospiridae
Product: perlucin-like protein
Exons: 5
Coding region: 116-589 (157 amino acids)
Source: RefSeq, a predicted model, not a curated record